AUGGUCGAGUCAGAACCAACCAUCAAGCGCUCCGCCUCUUCCUUCUCGCCUGAAGAUGGACUGAAUCCUCCUGAUGCAAAGCGCGUCAAGCGUCACUACCACCACCAUCACCGCCUGCAGAGCCCCGUUAACCCAGCUCUACCUGAGCCCGCCAUCGUCGACGAUGUUUGCGUCGACCAGCUCCUAAACCGGUCCAUCAGUCAAUAUUUACGAACAUGCGGGUUUGAGCUCGCAGACCCUGCCGCGCUGGACGCCUUUCGCAGGGUGACUGAAGAAUAUAUCUUAAGCGUCGCAUCCUACGUGCGACAAUCCAUGCUAUCGAGCCGGCGCACCCAACCCAUACCUCAUGAUUUCGACGAUGCCCUACGCCGUCACUCUGUUCCGUACACCGACCUCCUCCCACACGUUCAACCUCAUCCCAAUCUCGACCCCAUCCCGACCCCUCAGCCCACUCCCCCGCCAGAAGAAGACUCCUUCAAGGCCCUCCCAUCCUUUGGGCCACAGCUUAGCGUCGAGAACGACCGCGUCCGGAGCUCCUACAUUCCGAAACACUUCCCCGCCUUCCCCAGCAAACACACCUACCGCCAUACGGCAGUCUUCACGGAACGCGAGCAGGACGCUCGGAUAAUUCGCGAGCGCGCUACUGAAGACGGCCGGCACGGAGAGGAGGCUCUGCGCAAGCUGGCGCGGGCGGCCUUCAAGGACAACCAGUUUGGGUCCUCGGCGCGCGAGAAGAAACCCUGGGGCCGGCGCGCAGAGACGAUGGAUAGUAUGUUUGAGAAGACUGUGAAGGGGCUGGCGAAACGGAUGCAGCGGACCGCCACAGUGCCGGGUGCGGCGGCGCCCAUGGAAAUCGAUUCGGGAGCUGGGUUGGAUACGGAGGUCAAGCCGAUUAGGUCGAAGCUCGCGUUGAGCAUCGAGCUGCCGCCUAUUAUCAACUGCGAGCGGGAGUUCUGGCGGCGGGCGCCGUCGUCGGGGACGCGAAGAGCAGUAGAGGAUAAGCAACCUGCCGUGAAGAAGGAAGCUCAUGAUAGAGCUUCCCGGGUGGACAGCUGGGCGCACAACCGGUUGACAGACGAUGACACCAGGCUUGGGGAUCCCGCCCUGAGGAGGAUUACACGAGUAUUGUACCAUCUCCAGCAGCUGGCAUUUCUCCAGAUCGACGGGGCCGCCUUUGCGACGCUUCUCUUGGAAGUUCUUGGUCGAUAUGUUGACGUGCUCAGGGAGGGUUUCGGCGUGGAAAACGGGGACGAGGGGGGCCAUUGUCUGUUACUGACGGAAGUGCAUGAGGAGAGGCUGGACGAGCUCUUGCAUGAUCUCAGAGAACUAUACCAAGAACGUAUCGGAAGGAAUACCCUGAAGCCUCGCUUUGGGGUCGACGAGCUCGACAACCUCCUGGGUAUUUUCACCGCACCCGCUCCGUCGGGACAGCAUCGAGCAGACACUGCACAGGAAGAACUUCAGAUCGCCCCAGAGCAUGACCAAUUUGGGAUAGAUGCCAAUACGCAUUUUGCCGGUAUCGCGGUGCCUGCUUAUACGAGCCAUGCAGACCCCGUCUUGGAGAUAUCUAGCACGUCUUCUGCAGCAGGAAAGACCAAUUUGCUGUACUAUCUGACUGCCCUCGCUGUUCUACCGGCCGAGGUCAACGGCUUUCAGAUCGGAGGUCAUGACUCGGCGGUGGUCUUCAUAGACACUGAUGGACGCUUUGAUGCCGAGCGACUGCGUACCGUCCUUCGCGGCGUUGUUAAGGUUAAAUGCGGAGCACAGGAUAUGAGUCGACUUGACGAGGAAACGGAGAGAACGAUCGUGUCUUGCUUGGAACAUGUCCAUAUCUUCCAGCCCCAGUCUUCGUCGGCCCUUCUUGCCACACUCCAGCAGCUGGAUACUUACCUCCUGGAUCUCGCCCGCCAUGUAUCUAGCUCUCGAGCACUCCGGCUGCUAUUCCUGGACAGUGCGAAUGCUUUUUACUGGCAGGAUAGGUUGCAAGACGAGGUGACUCGCAUCGAACAAAUAGGGCGUCCGGCUGCAGAGAUCGAGACCGAUCGCCGUAAGAAACAGAGCUUCUACCUCUUCGCCAUGUACACGGACUUGGUGAGGGAGUUGAAGCGACUGCAGCGCGUGUUUAGCUGUGCAAUUGUCUUCACUACUACUGCUACCCCACAUACAACACCAGGCCGUCAUUCACAUGAGUACCAACCCUCUGGACCAUAUGAGCUUUUUAACCCUCUUGAUGCACCUGCCUUCCGGAGGCCGUCCUUCCGAUCGGCUCUUCCAGCACCGUGGGGGACUUUCCCUGCACUGCGAGUCGUUGUCCAGCGUGAUCCGGUUCGGCCAUUUCCUGCCGCGAUGGGCUUGCAGGAGGCUGAAGAGAAUGCGGCCAAGCGGCAGGAGGUUCUCAUGCGUGGCCGAUUCUGCGGUUGGGUGAAUAUGUGGGGACGUGAAGACUGGCCGCGGAGAUGGCUCGAGGGUGUUGAGGCACUGGAUGGGGGCAUGUUUUUCUUUCGGAUGGGUAGAGAUGGAGUGCAAUUCGGGUAA
This is a messenger RNA of Aspergillus japonicus CBS 114.51, 2535 nucleotides long. RefSeq lists its product as uncharacterized. Gene Ontology annotation, molecular function: four-way junction DNA binding; protein heterodimerization activity. NCBI's taxonomy places the organism in Eukaryota, Fungi, Ascomycota, Eurotiomycetes, Eurotiales, Aspergillaceae. Gene Ontology annotation, biological process: double-strand break repair via homologous recombination; DNA strand invasion. Gene Ontology annotation, cellular component: Rad51B-Rad51C-Rad51D-XRCC2 complex; centrosome; replication fork. The record is from RefSeq and is a predicted model, not a curated record. Bases 1 to 2535 code for a protein of 844 amino acids. The transcript has 5 exons.